CUCAACACACAACAUACACUAUUGACUACUCUGAUCUUGUAGUGUCAUCAAAAUGGUAAAGUUUUGGAUUAGCUCCCUCAUCAUCAUACUAGUUCUACCAAACUGGUGGUUUUGCAAUGGUUGUUUGGAUGAAGAAAGGUUUGCACUUUUGCAGCUCAAAUCCAGCGUAAAUUAUCCAAAUGGAAAUUCCCUUCCAUUAUGGAGGGAGGAUGAUAAAUCUACUUGUGAAUGGCCAAACGUGGUGUGUAACACUACCACAAAGCAUGUGGUACAAAUCUCUCUAGAAUCCACUGAGACUUGGAAGCUAGUCCAAAGUGAUUGGCAUUUUAAUGCCUCUCUUUUCCUUCCUUUUAAAAUGCUUAGGGCUCUUUCCUUGGCAUCCAAUGGCUUGGUUGGAUGGGUCCAAAAUCAAGGGUUUGAGAAACUAUCAGAACUGAGUAACCUGGAGGUUCUAAAUUUGUGGGGGAACAAUUUCAAUCAUAGUGUUCUUUCAUGGCUCAGUCACCUCACAUCUAUUAAAACUCUCAAUCUUGGCCAUAAUCAUCUAGAAGGCCGAUCAAGUCACGAACGACUUUCAAAUUUGAAAAGACUUGAAUUCCUAUCUCUUGAUGGCAUUGGAAUAAGUGAUUUUGAAUCAGUUUGUAGUAUAAAUGAUUUCACCAAUUUAAAGGUGCUAGACAUAUCACAGAAUACAUUCCAAAGCUUUGGGCCCAUGCAAGGGCUAUUAAAUUUGAAAAUGUUGAAGGCAUAUUCUAAUCGCUUCGAUAAUAGCAUAUUCUCAAGUCUUAAACAAUUCCCACCACUCAAGUUUUUAGAUCUCUCGGACAAUGAAGCCAUAAAAGGAUCAGUGGAGAUGAAUGAGCUACCUGCCUUGAUAGAGCUGUAUUUAAUGGGUACCGGAGUUGACAACAUUGUCACCAAUCAAGGCCUACCAAAUUUGGAAAUUCUUCAUUUAGGAAAUAGUGGCUUUAAUAAUAGCAUAUUCUCAAGUCUUAAACAUCAUCCAUCGCUCAGAUUCUUAGACCUCUCUUUCAAUAACGCCAUAAAUGGAUCGAUACAAGUAAAUGAGCUACCUGCUUUGGAAGAAUUGGAUUUAACUGGGAAUGGGAUUAGUAGCUUUGUCACCACUAAAGGCCUACCAAAUUUGAAAAUUCUUCAUUUACGACAAAAUCACUUUAAUACUAGUAUAUUCUCAAGUCUUAAACAGCUUCCAUCGCUCAGGUUCUUAGAUCUCUCUGUUAAUGAAGCUAUAAAAGGAUCAAUACAAGUGAAUGAGCUACAUGGUUUGACGAAUUUGCAAGAAUUGGAUCUAAGUUAUACGGGAGUUGACAACUUUGUGACCACUAAAGGCAUUGCAAAUGUAAGCCAUCUUCAAGUGUUGCAUCUAGAUCAGCUAGAUGCAUCAAUCUCCAACUUCAGCAAUUUGCUACCAUCUUUAACAGUUUUCUCGUCACUCAAGACCCUUUAUUUUCAGUAUAACAGCUUUCUAGACACUCAUGACUGGAAAAAUCUGAGCAAAUUAGAAAAUCUUAUCUUGGAUGGUACCAAUCAUGUUGACAAAAAUAUCCUUAACAACAUUGGAGGGUUGUUGUCUCUCAAAGUUAUUUCACUUUCUGAAUGUGGACUCAGUGGAGACUUACCUAAUCAAGGUUGGUGUGAGCUUAAAAACCUUCAAGAGUUAAGGCUGAGUAAAAAUGAGUUGAAUGGAAUGCUUCCCUCUUGUUUAGGAAACUUGACUUCUAUUCGAUUGAUUGACCUAUCCACUAAUCAAUUCUAUGGGAACAUAGCCAUCUCCCCCUUAUAUAAACUAACCUCACUUGAAUCUUUAACUAUUUCAAAUAACCACUUCCAAGUCCCCUUUUCUUUUGAGUCCUUUAGCAAUCACUCUAAUCUCAAAUUCAUUCUUGCUGCCAACAAUGAAGUGAUUUCGGAAACCAGUGUAAAAAACAUUUUCCCAUCCUACAAACUAGAAUUUUUUAGUCUAUCCAACUGUGUAGGACAAUAUCAUCCUAGAUUACCAAGCUUUCUGCUUCAUCAAAAUGAGUUAAGAAUCCUUGAUCUGUCACAUAAUAAUGUUGGAGGUGAUUUUCCGGUUUGGUUGUUGGAGAACAACACAAAACUAGAAGGGUUUUAUAUGGGUGGCAAUGUUUUUAAUGGAGACCUCAAAUUUCCUCAGAAACCUAAUAUCCACAUUGGGACAGUGGAUAUCUCUAUGAACAACAUAAGUGGACAAAUCCCAAAAGAUAUAAAUAUUGUCUUUCCAAACAUUGUUGUACUAAACAUGUCUUGGAACAAUCUUGUUGGCAGCUUACCAUCCAGUUUUUGUGGCCUUAAUUCCUUAGCAUAUUUGGAUUUGUCUAACAACAACUUGACGGGGGAAUUACCAAAGGAAUUAGCUACUUCUUGUUUGUCUUUACAGUAUUUGAAACUGUCAAACAACAGUUUCCAAGGGCAAAUCAUAUUUCCAGGAGCUUUAAAUACAUAUCACUUGUCGGUCUUGCAACUCGACAACAACAACUUUGUGGGCACGAUACCUGAUAAUCUUUCUACCAUUUUUGUCACUCUACAAGCACUAGACCUCAGUAACAACCAUUUGUAUGGGGAACUUCCCAAGUGUUUAGGCAAUAUGGUAAACCUCAUUGUUCUUUCCCUGUCUAAUAAUCUACUUGAAGGCCCAAUUCCUAUAGAGCUUUGCAAGUUAGAUGGCAUUAAGCUAUUGGAUAUGUCAGAGAAUCGGUUAUCAGGCUCGAUUCCAUCUUGCUUCAACCCUGAAGGGUUGAAACAUCUUCAUCUAAGAAAAAAUUUGUUUGGAGGUCAACUCACUCGUGCGUUUUUUAAUAUGCCUUCCCUAGUGACACUAGACCUCAGAAACAACAAAUUUAGAGGGAGAAUUCCAAAAUGGAUUAGCAAGCUUAGAGAACUAAACAUUCUCCUCCUUCAAGGGAAUUAUUUUGAAGGGAUUAUCCCAAGUCAAUUAUGCCAAUUGAGUGAACUGAGUAUGCUAGAUCUCUCUUACAACAAUCUUAGCGGUUCAAUUCCUGGUUGUUUGGAUAAGAUGACAUUGGCUAUGCUUUUUUUCGAUUUUAAUAAAGCUUCUACUAUUGAAGUAGCAAGCAGUCCUAUGACUUGGGCAAUAUUGUCGUACUUGAAAACAACCAAAUUGGCAACCACAUUUCACCUUCCAUUGGCUGUGAUUUAUGAUGAUUUUUAUCCCUUAACCGAUGGUCAUGUCACAGCAGAAUUUACUUCCAAGCUGCUAUCACAUUCUUAUAAGGGAAUCGUGUUGCAAUACAUGUCAGCAGUUGAUUUAUCUUGCAAUCAACUAAGUGGCAACAUUCCUCUAAAUCUUGGGAACUUAAGUGAAAUCCGUGCUUUGAACUUUUCGCACAACAAUCUCACUGGACCCAUCCCGACAACCUUAUCAGGUCUUGUGAAGGUCGAGAGUUUGGAUCUAUCCUACAACAUGUUAAAUGGGAGAAUCCCGGCUCAACUUGUUAAACUCAAUUUUUUAGAGAUCUUCAUUGUAGCACACAACAAUUUGAGUGGUCCCAUUCCAGAGAGUAAAGCUCAAUUUGCAACAUUUGAUAACAGCAGUUAUGAAGGAAAUGCUCUCCUUUGUGGACCUCCACUUAGCAACCUUUGCACCCACAAUAAUGAACCGCCCCCGGCCCCACAAGUGUUGUUACCCGACAAGGACAAUGGCAAAGAAGAAAGCAAUUUCAUGGACUUGGAAUCAUUCUACAUCAGCUUUGUGGUAUCUUACAUAGUUAUGUUGCUAACUGUGAUUGCUGUAUUGUGCAUAAAUCCAUAUUGGAGGAGAACCUUGUUUGGUAUCAUUGGGUUUUAAGCAAUAUAUCCUGUUAUCACUUUGCAUUGGAUAGUUUUUUCUUAAUUUCAAAUUAAGAAUGCUAAGUAUUUAUGUAAACAUUAUCACUGUACGAUUUACUUUAAUAUGAGCUUUUGUUAAUCUUU
This is a messenger RNA of Ipomoea nil (Japanese morning glory), 3972 nucleotides long. Its product is annotated as receptor-like protein 12. Gene Ontology annotation, molecular function: protein binding. The record is from RefSeq and is a predicted model, not a curated record. Lineage: Eukaryota; Viridiplantae; Streptophyta; Magnoliopsida; Solanales; Convolvulaceae. Bases 53 to 3847 code for a protein of 1264 amino acids. The transcript has 13 exons.